Molecule: messenger RNA, 5052 nt
Organism: Wasmannia auropunctata (little fire ant)
Lineage: Eukaryota; Metazoa; Arthropoda; Insecta; Hymenoptera; Formicidae
Gene: Cep135
Product: centrosomal protein of 135 kDa
Exons: 20
Coding region: 492-4151 (1219 amino acids)
Source: RefSeq, a predicted model, not a curated record
GAACCGUCCCGAGUGCCCUGACAGUUUGUUUCAAAACAGUUUGCAAGGGAGAACGAUCGAAGAUGUUUCUCGAUAAGAUGAAUUGCAGCUUGCUGUAAAUAAAAUUCUUUUGACGUUUCUAGCGGGACAAGUGUACGUUGAGGAUAUAUCAGGAUUAGAAACAAUAAUAAGAGGUUACAUUUCGAUUAGUCGGCGAGAGGGAAGUGACAUUUGUUGCUACGAUCGUGGGAUUCGAAUGUUCAUUACUGAGAAACAGUCGUUGUUAUUUAUUACGUGUACACAGUUGCAAUGUCACGUAACAAUGUGACGGUCAUUCGCGCGGCGGCGAACGACCAGCUGAUCGUGCGAUUUAGCCAGUCACAACGGAGCCGUGAGGUUACGUGUCAUGACCGUUGCGAAGAUGUGACUUCGAACCCUUUUAUACUAUAAUAAUCGAUGUACAAAUCGCGCGAAUCGUACGGCGUGCCCGGUCGAUUGUGCGUCUCGCGAGGAUGAGCGGGGGCGCGGAGUACAAUGUUGCCGCCAGGUACCGGACGGUCAGGAAGCACCUGGACAACCUGGGGUACAAGCAGGCGCUGUCGCUGGACGCUCUGCCUCUGAUAGAGGCCCUGCUGGCCGAUCUCAUUCAGACUACAGACAGCCUUAAACAUUUCAAAACUGUUGCUCAGGAGAACAUCGAGGCAUGCGGCCAGUUGCAAUUGACAGUUGACCCCUACAAGUGUGAUAAUGCGAGAUUGGUGCGGGAGUGCAACCAGCUUCACUCGGAUUUGAUAGAAACUAAGGAGGCGCAUCAGAAGCAAGUCAAGGAUCUCAAGAGGCAGAUACACAAGUUAGAAUGUGAGUGCAACGACCUGCAAUUGGCGUCGUCGCGAAACAUACAUAAGAUAAAGGAGCUGGAGGCGGAGUCGGCCACCAAGUCUAAGAAGAUAUUGGAGCUUCAGGGCAAAUGUCUGAAGCCGACCGUUAUUAAUGUUGGUCUUGCCGCUAAGAAACGUCCCUGCUUUCCUCUUCGAAGACCAGCCUUGGAGGCCGAGCCGAUGCCGAGGGCAAAGAGCAGCGGCUCGCUGCCAAGAUUAAGUAACGUGGAGCCCAAGAUAGUAGAUAUAAUAAGCAUGGCGGAUCACAAGAUGAAUUGCCUGAGUCAGGAGGUAAUGAAAUUACGAGGGGAACUUUUAUUGCAAACCGAUACCAUAGAGACCCUCGAGAAACAGCUGGCCACAAAGGAAAAAGAAAUAAUUCGACUGAGAAAAAUGUUGGAGGGUGGUCGUUCCUACGCUGCGAUUAACAAGGACUGCUCUUGCAAGAAGAUGGAAAAGAAAGCUGGCCACGAUACUACGGAAAUCAGUGAAGUAAGAGUUCUCCAGCAGGCCAAACUGGAGCUGGAACAGCAAUUGAAAGAAUCUCUAAAUAAACAACAUGAUGCUAUGUCUCAGGCAAUGAAACUAGCAGCACGAAAUGAGGAGCUAGAGAAAGAAUUGAGAGAUAUAGAUCACGUUGCAUUAGCUGUAGAAGCCGACUGCAAUUCUACAGUCAAAGAGAAUAACAGACGAGUUUGUAGGCUCCAGGAGAAAUUGGAGGAUGUCAUAAUGCAAGUGCAUGUCUUGGAGCGCGAGUUGACUGUAGAACGCAGAGAGAUGCAAGAGUUGCGGGCGGAUCUCGAAGCGUGUAGGCUUGAAAAACGUAAUGUUCAACGCACUCUCGAAUCUACAUUGGACGAAAAGAAACAAAUGUCAGACAAGAUCAAUCAGCUGACGGUCAUUGAAAAAAUUUUAAAUGACGAAAUGGAAAGACUGACUAAAGAAAACGAGUGCCAGAGACAAGAUAUUAAUCAGUUGCAAUUUACUAAUAAAUUAUUAGAGAAGCGUGUACACGAAAAGAGUUUCGGGGAAAGUAACGAAGAGAAUAUACAGACGCGAGCGAGAGAAAAGGGGGAAAAGAAUGAUCAGAAUAAAGGGACGAAAGCGUCGAAGAAAAAAAAUGCAUUUAAAAAUAACAAAAAUGAGAAAUAUGAUAUGGGUCAUCAAGUUAACGAUAGAGAAACUAUAAAAGAUACAAGCAGCUUUGAUAUGCAAAAACGGAUUGACGAAGCGGAUUUAAAAAUUGCAUCUCUGCAACAGACAAUUCAGCGAUUAGAAGUAGAACGAGAUCACUAUAGAAAGGAAUACAUCAAUUGUCGGGACGAGCAGCGUAGAACAUCUGACAAAGAUAAUGCUGACUUGUGGACACGAAUUUGUGAAUUAAAACGCGAGUUAAGUGACAAGGAACAAUCUUUAAGCAAAGCACUUCGGGAGAAGGAGGAGCUGUGCCAUGAGAAGGAGGAUCUAGAAGCACGAUUGCAAACUUACAACGGUCAGAGGCAGAUGUGUAUGCCUUGCAGAUCGUGCAGCUUGUGCAAACCCGUCCAUUGUUGUACCUGUGCCACUGGCUUGCCAAUGUCUACUGGAGACAUCAGCACGACGAAGACGACACUCGAACGUCUGGAACGAGAGCGGGAUGCGGCUAGAGCGGAUGUUGAGCGGUUGAUAGACGAACGCGAUGCACUACGGGAGAGACUUAAGAUGAUGUCGGACAAAUCCGAGCAACUCCGUCUUGAGGAGAGUUUAGUCGAGACGGAGAAUCGCUUGAAUCAUGUAGAAAAAGAACAAGAUCUGUUGGUGACCCAGGGCACGAGGAGAACGGCGAUAAACGGUCUCGAGGAUCAGUUGGGCGACGUGCAAGAGGAGCUGCACCGUACGAAGCAGGAAUUAAUGGCGCAACGGACGCAAUAUUUCCAGCUACGAACGUUGCAAGAUCAAACGGAUCAGGCGCUCGGGGACGCGCAGGGCCAACUGUCGCAGGCAGAAUUGGAAUUGAACAAGGCGAUGGAUCGCAACAGAAGUAUGGAGCAGCAGCAGGUGCAGUUGAACGAUCAAAUCAAGGAGCUGAAGCAGGAAAUAAAUACUCUGCGCUCGAGCAUGGCGCUCUUGGACCAGGAGAAAGAUCGGCUAUUGAUGGCACUGGACGAGAAAACAGAGAAGAUCGCCGCACUGGAACGAGAAUUGACGCACAAGGACCAACAAGCGGAGGAGAUGCAACAACAAAUCCGCGAUUUACAGCAUAAAAAUGAAAUAUGCGUCGAUCAGAGCGCGGAGCGGGAGCGUCAUCUCAGGUCGCUGCAGCUGGAGAUGGAGACGGUGCAGCGGCAGUUCGAGGCCGCGUCGGUGGACCGCGAGAACGCGAUUCAGGAGAACCGGAAGCUGCAGGACGACCUGGCGGCGGUGACCUGCGAGACGCGGAACAUGCAGCGCGAGCUGGAGACCUCGCGCGCCGAGUGCUACGACCUCAAGAGGCAGCUGCAGACCUACGUCAGUGAGGUCCGUCGUGCCGAAGAGCUCUUAAAUCGCAAGGAGAAUGAGAGAACGGAAAUGCUGAACCAUUUCCGAAGUCUCAGCUUAGAGGCGACGGUUCUGGAGAACAAUAAUCACAGCUUGGAGUCCGAGGCGGCGGAGGCUAGGGGCGCCCUUCAAACCGCAAGGCAUCAGAUACUCGACCUGGAGCGUCAACUGGCGGACCGGGACUGUCUGAUAAAGGGUUACGAGACUCAGAUAAGCAACCUGACGCAGAGCGUCGCCAGCAUGGAGACGCAGCUGCGGCAGCAGAUCGAACAGAGGCACCAAGCCGAGGCCGAUUUAAUGGCGGUCAGGGACCUGUGCGUGAAAUUGGACCAACAAAAGGACGCGCUCGUGGAGCAACUCGGUGAUAAGGACACCGUGAAAGUGCAUUACGAGUCGCAAUUGUCAAGACUGAAAGCCGAACAGAGCAUUGUUCAAGAUCAAAUUACCAGAGAUCGCGUGACCAUGGAACGGCUGGAGACUCUUCUGGAUCAGGCGAGACAGGAGUCCAUCAAUGCGCAGGCCACCAAUCAAGAGCUGCAAAACGAAAUCUCCAGAUUAAAACAGAAAGUCGCCGAGCUACAAAGUAAACUUUCGUCGGAAUCUGCGGAGCUCAGGCAGUAUCAGAAUCAAGCGGCGGAAUACAGCAAACAGAUCAGCGAGCUCCGCAGGCAAGUCACCAACGAGAGAUUUGACCGUGCGAGAAAGGAGGAAGAGAGUCGCAGGUCGCUAAAUUCAUCGCCAGACAGUUUCAAUGUAGAUUUAAAUGUAGUGAUAUAAUACACUAUGCACAAUGCAUGUCACUUGAUUUAUACAUAUUUGCAGCGCGAAAAGGGAAUAGUAAGGAUUGAAUGAAUGAAACGAGACACGUAAUUUGAUUUAAUAUGUCAGGUCUCGGCAAUGUGACUUAGAUUAUAUUUAUACAUUAAGAAACAUCAAAUAAAUAUUUCUUAAUGAUCGUAUAAAUGUGUGUGAACGACUCUGCAAUAUAUAAUAUAUUAACAUAAUUCUUCAUCUAAAAUGAAUAGAAUACGAAAUUAAUGAAUAGUACCGCGUCAAGAGAUCAAGACUUUCGAGAGAUGAAAAAUUAACGAUUUUGACAUAAGCAAGAUCGUUUAUAUAUAUCUAUUAAUUUAUCUAAUUACCAAAUAAUAUAUCAAAUGAAGUAUACAUGAAACAAUCAAAUUGUACAAAUUAUACUUCGAAGUUCAAUUAAAAAUGAAUUGAACUGUCACAAAGACUUAAUUAAGAAUGACUUAAAAAGUUAGGAUAUUUUAAAGAAUUGUAUAAGGUUAUCGAGUAUAUGAUAGAAAAUAUAUUGAGAUUGUUAGGUAUAUUGAAAAGAAAAAAAAGACAAUAGUCGACAAUACUUUUUUAGCAAUUUUAAUUAGCACUUCACAGAUGUAUUUUACAAAGUUUGAAUUUCUGUAAGUAAAAAAUUAAAAAUAAUACGAGAAAUUUGAAGUGACCAUAUCAGUCAUACUGAAUAAGUCUUUUAAAAUAAAUGGGAAAGAAUAUGUCAUGAAAAACAAGAAUCUCUUGAAGAAUAACAUACUACAUUUAUAUGUAUGAAAAUAACUCACAAAGUAACUUGAUAAGUGUGUAUCCAAGUACAAAUAUAUGUAUUUUUAAGCCUUUGUACACUCAACUGAUUUUGCAAUAAAUUUUAUACUUUCUACAA